Haliotis rubra (blacklip abalone) is the source of this 6284-nucleotide messenger RNA. RefSeq lists its product as uncharacterized. NCBI's taxonomy places the organism in Eukaryota, Metazoa, Mollusca, Gastropoda, Lepetellida, Haliotidae. The transcript is spliced from 7 exons. Gene Ontology annotation, molecular function: carbohydrate binding. The coding region runs from base 772 to 1767 and encodes 331 amino acids. The record is from RefSeq and is a predicted model, not a curated record.
CCACUGACCACCACCACACAACUUUGUCAGCCUCCCUCGCCAAUCAUCAUCCCUCCUCCCACCACACCCACCCCGACCAUGUGGUCAUCUCAGUGACUACGGAUGAGGUCAUGCUGGGCUGUAAUGACCACAACCAAGAGGUGGUACGGCCAUGUGAUAUACAUGAUACAACACACCACUGUCUUCCUGGGUCUCGGCUACAGAUGGGAAUAACACCCCGUUAGCAGGAUCUGCAAUUAACCCUACUGCUUAAGCCUGCUCACACAGCCAAGAGGAUUCCCCCGGACAAUCCUAGAGUGAGAGUAGAGAGGUAUUUCCACAGGCAGUGUAGAAGGUGAUAAGGUAUAACAUUGCUGAAUCAUCAACUGAGUGUGUGGAAGUACUACCGGGAUUGUCCUGCCCAUGUGUUCAGUCAGUGAGGAGGCAAUACAUUGUGUGUCUUCAGGUGAUACAGUGUGUGUCUUCAAGUGGUACAGUGUGUAUCUUCAGAUGAUACAGUGUGUGUCCUAACACAAUACAGUGUGUCUUUAGGCGAUACUGUGUGUGUUGCCAGGUGAUACAAGGCAGUGUCUUCAGGUGAUACGAGUUAGUGUCUCUGGGUGAUACGACUGCCAGGCAUGGAAUAACGUACAGGUCUGCCUAGCAGCCACAGUGCCAGGUACCUAUGGAGGACGGGAUUUUACUAUUGACGUUACUACUAACGCUGUGCUUGUUACUCACUACAGAUGGAUACGAGAGCCAGGUGGCGUGUCAGGGGGAACAGAUGGUGCUAUGGUGCUAUGGUACUACGGGGUGGCAAUCUACUCCGCCAUGUUCGGUCGUACAGCUACCGGAACCAAUGUCUGUGAAUACAGUGGCCCAAAACACAUAGACUGCCAGGCGCGGAACACUGUGGAGGCAGUUCGCAGCAAGUGUCAUGGCCGCAAGCAGUGUGUUCUGGAGGCGGAGGAGUACGUCUUUGGAAACCCUUGUGAAGAAAGGGUCAAUAAAUAUUUAAACGUAACUUAUACAUGUGUUCCUAAAAAAAUAUUUAAGGCAGCUCACCGGAAAGAAAGGAGGCGGCAUCACAAGAAGGACAGGAAGAAUUCCCUGCGAAGUAGCAGCACCGAGGCCGGCGUGUUGACCAAGAACAGUGAGACAUCCACGCCAAUAUACAAGACAUCCAGGAAGGUGAUCACAGUCAGGCCUGAGCAGGCUUCAGCAGAUGCUGCAGGAUCUGACAAGAAGUCAGGCAAAGGUGACCCCAACUCCGUCAACACUAACAAAAAGGCAGGUGACAAUAACCCAGGCUUUGUCGACCCUGACAAGGACACGCCCAUCAAAGACAAGACGAAGCCAACUGAAGCCAGCAGUGGCACCACCACCAACCCCUGCGACAACUACACCACCGUUCCUGCUGGUCAACAGAGAGAUAGAUCCAUGGGGAUUCUCAUGAACUGGCUCAACGCUGUCAACUUUUUGAACAAGAAUGUUGAGAAGGUUAUUUUGUAUCUGGUCCUCGGAGUCUGUGUUGGGAUCAUCAUUCUCCUCACCGUGAUUCUCAUCAAAAUAGGACGUGAUUAUAAACGCAAUGUGCGCGCCAAAUUGGACGUUACAGAACCCACUCAUAGUCAUAAUGUCACCUCCAAUCAUCAUCCUUUGGAGGCUUCAUCAAUAGAACGGGCAGAAUCUAUAGACCGUAUCGAAGUUGUACUUGUUCGAUUUAGCCCUCGUGGCACAUUACGAAAUGACACAGGAACAAGAAGUUUAAGUAAUUAUUACGGCUGAAAUAUUCCAACAUUCUAGUGCAAAUGUGUGCCAUGGCGGUAACCAAAGGAUUUGUGAUAGUUGAGAGUUACCUCCCUUGAAACAAGGUCAUCUCCCCUUGUUAUGUGGUUGUGAUGUGCAAGUGCAAUUGUUAUGGAGAUAUUUGUGAGAAGAAAAAGAAGAUAUUUUUGUGCAUUUUCACAAAAGUUCUUUUUGAUACAACUUUCAAGUUGUACAUUAACCCCUAGUGACAAUAUUAGUACGGGCAAUAACAGUGCUGUUGAAAUGUGUACAUAAUGAGGUGAUUGUGUGUAACCCACAUAUGGAGUGUGACAAACAUAUUGGGGGAAAUAGAAGAGGAUGCACCAAGAUGUUCAAGUCAGUGUAAUCAGGACCGUUAUGGAACUUCCACAUUACAAUUAAAGCCCUUACAAAUCCUGAGCUGAAAUGUGACAUACCGAACAAGUUGAUCUGUUACAAGAAAACUUAAGCCAUCGACUGAAGCUAUAUCUAACAAUGGACACUGGAAAACAGACACAGGAUGUUAGCUCUCACGAAGCGGACAAUGAAACCCAAUGUGUGAGAGUUAAAAGUAAGCAGAAACAAUUCUCACAGUUCAAUCAAGUCUGCUUGCAGCAAUCAUGUCUAAAUGUUUAUUAACAUUUUUGCACCAAACACCUUAAGGUGACGUUUACAUCCAUUUUUCUUUCCUACUCUUUACCAAAGCUAAGGCUAACUGCAGUGAGUGAAUAUGGUUUUACGCCGCUUUCAGCAAUAUUCCAGCAAUAUCACAGCAGGGGACACCUGAAAUGGGCUUCACUCAUUGUACCCAUGUAGGGAAUCAAACCCGGGUCUUUGGCGUGAUGAGCAAGCACUUUAACCGCCGCUACCCCACUCCAUAUUAAUAUUUUAAGCCAACAGGCAGAGGUGUCAUGAGAGAUUGACUAUUUGAUGUUCUUGGGAGGCCUGGGAAUUUUAUAGUCACAACAUUAUUUGGUUUUAGUCAGCACUUCAGCACAUUUUUUGCCUCUGAAUUGAGAGGCCAUAUAUAUUUUAAUUACCUUCGAGAACAUGUAACAUGUUCAUUAUAGAUGAUGAUAUAAAUAACAAUAAUAAUCAUGAAUAUUUUUGUAAAAUGUUAAAAAAAUUAUUUUGGGGAUAGAUAGCCCAGAGCCCUCUCACAUGUAUCAAAUAGUCAACAGCUAUGAUCAAAUAUAUUAUUUAUGGCAUGAGUGUUGUUUCUGAGAAGACUUCUAGCUGGUCCACCUGCAGCUGGUGAUGUUUGCUCUGCUCAUUGGUCCGUUGUGCUACUGUCAGUCAUGAUAUUAGUGUUAACCAAUGGCUUCCCCCUGUGAUAAAUGUUUUGUAAACAUUUUGAUAAAAUUUAUAAAUUUUAAUAUAUGAUAUAUUCCAACAUUGAUCUGACCAUUUCCUGUAACUAUAGGGCAUACUCUGAAGUUCAAUCUAAGCAACCGUUUCUAUUCCAGUGUCAUGAACUGUUAUUUUAGCAACGAAUAUCAUUUCAUUCUAUUUCAACAGUUUAUAGAAUAUGCAACUUCCCUUUGACACAGAUUUGUGAUAUUUAACAAGUAUUUAUUUGAAAGUUCAAUAAAAUCACAUCAAAAUCUGAGAGAAAGUUGAACAUUUUUAGCAUUUCUUUUGCAAGCUUUAUUGAAAAAUAUGUGUAAUAAUAAAAACUGCAACACAUCUAAAUUUACAAUGAGAAUUACUUGACUGACUGCAAGGACAUUUUGUCUGCUGAAAAGUCCACCCUAUCACUUAUUAGCCAUUUGUUGGUCACAUGUAUUAAACCUGUGUAGCUUUACCUCAAAUAUUUGACAAAAGCAUGUGCUGGUCACAUCAGAGUUCUCUCCCUUAGACUGUUCAUAUUAGUCUCUAUAUAUCAGCAUACUGAAUAUUGACGUCAAAGAUCUGUAGUAUUGCAUAAUAUAUUUACAAAUUAAAUAUCUGCACUGUCUAUUCACAAUGUCUAUUUCUUUAUUUCACUUCAGUUCUGUUGUUAUUGUCGUGGAGGUUGAUUUAAUUGUCUGUACACAAGGUUGAAUGUCAGCCAUAUUUUCUGAGUACAUUUUGAUAUGGAAGUGUUUUAGCAUUCCGAUAUUCUGUGUGUGCACUCAUUGUAUCCAGUGAUUAUCUUGUUUGUGAAAAUCUGCAUCCAUCCUCAUCAGUUUUUAUGUGACUGUUGAGUCUUCGAACCACGUGAUUCAUAAUUUACGCCUCUCAAAUUAUGAUGGUUAGUUACUGUGGAAAUUAACGAAAUGCUCAAGCACAGAUAUUUGUGUGUAACCAUUUUGCCAAAGUUUUAUGGUAUGCUAGUUUUUAAGGAAAUGCUGAUGUGUUUGCAAUCUCAGGUUUUUCGGCAUUUAUAUGCAUGCACCCUGCCAUUGAGUGCCUAGAUUGUCCUUGCCACUGGUUGGAAACAGCCAUCUUGGUCCAAAACGUCUGAGCUGUGCACGGCACUUUCUUCCGUAAUCCGUCAAAUAUAUACAUUUGUAUCACCUGUAAAACCAUUCAGAUGAUUCUUUAUAAAUGAGACAAGAAGCACUACAAAGCUGAAUAAAUUUGACAUUUGGGUCUCAUAUAAUUACUCCCAGCCAAUCAAAUUGAUAGAUUGAAUUCAAGGAGGUAGAAUGAUGCAAUGUAAAUCUUAGUGAAAUAGAAUAUUAAUUUAAAAUUAAAUAAAUUUUACUUAAUGUUUAUUUAUAGAAAAUAACCUCAGAUCAUGUCUGACAUUUCCUGCAUUUCGAAUAAUGAGAUAGAAAUUGAGAAAAAGCAAACAAUUACAACUGGACUUGCUUAAGGCUGAAAUUAGAUGCAAUACAGAGAUUUGCAUGUCGCUCAAGAUCCAUUAUAUUUUGUUCAUUAGCUUAAAGAAUCGGUGUUAACAGCUAUUUUUUGUUAAGAGAAUUCCAAACCAUCAAUCAUGAUAAGGAUCCAUAUUAAAUGUGUAAAAACUUUGAAAUAUAUUUUCAGCCUUUCAAAUUUAACAAAUACCAGACCAGUUUCCAUAUAAAUAUACCCCACCUUUCUCCCAUUGAAGAGUCUCUGCUCAUUCAACGUCUACAGCCCACUGAGAGGAAUACAUUUAGAGGAAAGAGGUGAUUAUAUGGAAUAUCUCCCAGCACUUGUGUAUUGUACCAUUAUCACAAUAUUCUCAUGUGUUCAUUGUGCUGCAGUGUGUUCACUAUCAUCUACAUCUUCUUUACUUAAACUAGAGCCCAGAACAAAGCCAUAUAACAAGUCUGUGUGUUGAUCAGUUAUAAACCUUGAUUGGUACAUGUGUACUGAUAGCAGCCCAUCCUCAUGUCUGACUGACACAAUUAUAAUGCACCGGAGUUGAACCAAUGGUGUCAUACACAAACCCUACUGCCAAUCAAAAUAUACUUUUCAAAACAGAAUUUCUUGACACAAUUAUAAUGCACCGGAGUUGAACCAAUGGUGUCAUACACAAACACUACUGCCAAUCAAAAUAUACUUUUCAAAACAGAAUUUCUUGAAAAAUUCUCUUCUGUGGCCUCUAAGAACAAAAGAUAAACUUUAAAUGGAUAUUGUGCCACAAAACUGUAAAUGAAAGGUUUCAGUCCAAUAAAUGAACAUUACUGGUAUAAAUGAGAGUAGCCUUGAGAUUAUAAACCAUAGAACACAGAGGAGGACUCAAAGUUCCACCAUAAAGCCUAUAGGGGUAAGUCUGUUUUCGUCAGAUUCCUAUCUGCUCUCAUGUGUAUCUAUUCAUUAACUCACUUCAUCAAAUGUCUGUUACUGUUGUUUUUAUAGAACUUGAAUUCAUGCAUUCUUGUGUUUUCUUUCUUCAACAAUAAUUCUAGUCAAACCUGACCACAUAUAGAUUCAAGUUUCUAUUUUCAUCAGUAACAAACCACUACAAAUAAAUGUUAUGGAGAAUUAUGAAAUACAUGUCGGUCGGAUGCUCUAACCACUACACCACGGAGGCGGUCCUCCAGUGAAGUAAUGAUAUGAUGUGGAGUGUAACACAUAUAAGUCAAAGAAGCCCUACAAUAAAUUUUACUACUAUCUUUGCCUGAUAUAGUUGGCAACCAGGCUGGGGCACAUGUUGCAUAGGAAACAUUGUCAUGCAUGUGAUGUACUACUGUUCUGUUUUCAGUGGCCAGAGUACUCUCUGGUUCUCUACUGACUACAUUGCAAAAAGUUUAUAUAUAAACUUCUCAAGUAUUGACAAUAAUUGUUCGGGUGAAAUCCUUCCCCCCAGCCCAGAGUCCCUUCAAUCUGUGUCUAAGGGCUGUUGGUAGGUGUUAAACACAUGGUCUCUGUGUAAAUUAGGGCAGUCAUUAAUUGCUGGGUAGGAUACACAAUGUGACAACAGAAAAUCAAAAACUUCAAUCAAGCUAGAACUAAGCAAUAAUCUGUGCCCAGUCUCCCUCCUGCUUACCUCGUAUGUUGUGUCUACAAGAGACACACGUCGCAUUUAUAUUCAGAUUUAUCCAUUCAAGUGUAAAAGAAAACAAUUAAUAACAAGAUUGAAAAAAAUCUCUGAUCAGAUA